AUGGACUCUACAGUGGUAAAGCCGCGCAGCCUGGGGGAUGCCCUGACCAUGCUUGCACUCCUCGCUGGGCUGCUCGCAAUAAGCACUCUGAUUUCUACCAUAGUCUAUCGGCUAUACUUCCAUCCCCUGGCGAAGUUCCCAGGUCCGAAACUGAACGCAAUCAGCUCGCUCCCUGGGAUCUACUCCUUGCUGAGGGGUCGUCUACCACUUGAGAAUAAGAAACUCCAUGAAAAGUAUGGAUCUGUUGUUCGGGUCUCACCAAAUGAGUUGGCGUUCAACUCUGCCCAAGCUUGGGAAGACAUCUACGGACACCGGCAGGGUCGACCCAAUAUGCACAAAGAUCCGAUUCACGUUGGUUCUGUCGAUCCAUUGCCAGGUGCAUCAACCCUCACGAUGUCCGAUGACUUGAAUCACGCCCGCCAAAGGCGAGCACUCGCACACUCGUUUUCCACAAAGGCUUUGAUGGAACAAGAACCUAUUAUCCAAGGCUACGUCGAUAUUCUGAUCCAGAACCUCAACAGAAUGGCCAAGAAUGAGGACGAAUUCAAUAUGGUUAAUUGGCUGAAUUUCACCACAUUUGACAUCAUUGGCGAUCUGGCCUUUGGAGAGCCUUUUGGUUGUCUCGCUAAGGGUGCAUUCCAUGACUGGGUGGCCUUGAUCUAUGAAACCGUCAAGGUGGGAGCUUUAGAGCAGGCAACUCGCCGUUUUGCCACUGUCGGGUCCUGGGCUCAGUCCAUGCUCGUGAAUUUGAUCCCAAAUCAUGUUCGGCAGCGGCGACGGAACCACCUGAUAUUCAGCAAGGAAAAGGUCACCCGCAGAUUAGAAAAUAAAGACACUGAUCACAGAGAUUUCAUCUGGUACAUCCUCAAGCAAAGAGAGAAGUUCGACUUGCAUGACAACGAGAUCAUCCUCAACUCAGCACUGUUCAUCGUUGCUGGAAGCGAAACUACGGCCAAUCUGUUAUCUGGCUUGAUCGCAAGACUCCUUUGGAACAAGAACAAGUACGACAAAUUGGUCCAUGAGAUCCGCAGUCGCUUCAAGAAAGAAGACGAAAUCAACUAUGAGGAGACGAGCAAACUUGAAUAUCUUAAUGCUUGCUUAGAAGAAGGCCUUCGGAUUCACCCUCCCGUUCCAACUGGCCUUCUGCGAACCGUUCCCAAAGGAGGAGAUUUUAUCGACGGACACUGGGUCGCCGGGGGAACUUCUGUUGCAGUCAGCUCCUGGGCUGCUGCACAUAACCCGGUGAAUUUCAAGGAUCCUGACUCAUUCAUCCCUGAGCGAUGGAUUGGCUCAGAAUAUGCGUCAGACCUCAAGAAAGCCGCGCAGCCGUUUUCGUUAGGUCCUCGUGGGUGCAUCGGGCGCAAUCUCUCGUACAUGGAAAUGAGAUUGAUCCUGACCAGAAUUUUAUGGAAUUUUGAUCUCAUCAGCACGGAUGGCGCGUGGCAAUGGGAUCCAGAGGGUGAAAUGAAGAACAUGAGGGCUUUCAUGACUUGGGAGAAGCCCGACUUGAAUUGCAAAGUUGUCAAGGUCGAAAGAUAG
Messenger RNA from Exophiala mesophila, 1539 nucleotides. RefSeq lists its product as uncharacterized. Lineage: Eukaryota; Fungi; Ascomycota; Eurotiomycetes; Chaetothyriales; Herpotrichiellaceae. The record is from RefSeq and is a predicted model, not a curated record. The transcript has a single exon. Bases 1 to 1539 code for a protein of 512 amino acids. Gene Ontology annotation, molecular function: iron ion binding; heme binding; monooxygenase activity.